GCAAACAUUACAAUAUUUACGGUUUAUGUAAAUAUUAAAUAUGAUGAAUUGGAAUGUUCAAUAUGAGGAUGUUUUUUUAUAUAUAUAUUUAUACUUCAAUAGGUGUAUUAUAAAACUGGGUUAGGGUCCGUCUAUUCAGCAGAUAAAUAAACUUCCGGUAAGUGUAGAAUUCUGUGAACACGAUCGGAGAAUACAUCUGAUUAGGUUAAAAGGAAUCAUGAAGAAUGUAAUUACAUUUUAACUCUAUAACUGUUAAAGUUACACCUUCCGUCCGAUAAAAUAAUCAAUAGUCCACAAACGCGAAUGUAAUUUGCCAACAAGUCCGGGCGUAACUAGGCCUACUAGUCACAAGGUGAUGAGUCACUGAUAUUAGUUUAGUUUCGUUACCACCUCUGUGUUCAACCAACCCUCCACAUGGAGCCAAAGAAACAACAGAAGCCAGCAGCUUCCAAGAGAUCUGCUGGAAGAGGAGGGACCAGUAACAUUGUCCUACCGGUCGUCAGAUAUCAUCCCUCCAUCACACAAACCAGCCACCAGGGAAGAGGGCCAAGCUCAGCCCAGAAGAUAUUCCCAGCCCGGAAACCAGACAAGAAACCGGACCAGAAACCAGACCAGAAACCACACCAGAAACCGGACCAGAAACCUGACCAGAGGCCAGACCAGAGGCCGGAAAAGAAAACAGACAAGAGGCCAGACAAGAAACCAGACCAGAGGCAAGACAAGAAACCAGACUUAGUCCUGGGAGGCAGUUCAGAUGUUCUAGAACAGCCUUUCUUAAACUAUGGGUCAGAAUGCAAAAUGGGACGCAAUCCAGCUGGCGGUAGCAAUGGACAGAACUCUCUGAAAACUCUGAGCUCUGGCCCAAGUCCAGAGAAGGUCGUCCUGGAGGGCGGGGAGCUGACCCCCAGCGUUGUGGAGGCAGUGGAGGUGCUGACUCGGGGUCAGAGAGACAACCCGGCCUGGUUCGAUUGGCGGGAGCACCGCAUCACCGCCUCCAAUGUCCACCGAAUCGCACACUGCCGCUUCGUUAACGGGACAAGCAGCACACCCCCUGGCUCCUACGUAGCUAACAUCACAGGACAGGGUUCGAGGGUCCAGACCAGAGCGAUGAGGUGGGGUGUGGACAUGGAGGCCCGGGCAGUGAAAGAAUACCAGGUGCUGAAGAGCAAGCUUCUUGGGCGAGAAGUGGUCGUUCAAGAUUCGGGUCUGUUCAUCGACCCCAAGCGGCCCUGGUUGGCGGCAAGCCCUGAUGGCAUUGUGAUCGACAAGCUGUCUGGACAACGGAUGCUGUGCCUGGAAGUGAAAUGCCCGUUCAAACACAAAGACCGCAAGGUUGAGGAGGCUUGUAAGGAGGACAAAGACUUCUGCCUGCAGAUCCAAGAGUUACCUAACCAGCCAGUGUAUCGGUUGAAAAAGAACCACAGCUACUACAGCCAGAUCCAGUGCCAGCUGGCCGUCACAGGGAUGGACCGGGCAGACCUGGCGGUUUUCACCCUUAAGGAGACGGCCCUGGUGCCUGUGCCCUUCGACCCUGAGUUCUGGGAGGAGACGCUGAGCAAGCUGCAGAGGUUCAAGGAGGUUCUGCUCCCCCAACUGGACAAGCACAGACCGCUGGACCCCGAAAUGAGACCAGAGAUGUAGAGGCUGGGCUGUGUGUUUUGAGGUCCGAAAGGAUGUGAAGCGAAAUAGAAACUGGGGUGUUCGCAGACAAAAUGCUGGUCUAGGACCAAGGCGAGGCUCUGCAUUGGUUUGCUAUUCCUGCAGCGUGUGCAGGAUGCUUAGCCUAACUAGUCCAACAUUUACCACAUGCUCCCAAUUCACAGAUGCCAGCUAUUGGUCAACAAUACAAUGGGGGUUUGGAAUCAGCAUUUGCUUUGUUCUACCCACAAAAGUAAAAUGACGUCAAAUAACCCUAACCCUAAAUUUAGGCCGAUUUAUAUCAUAAUCUCAUGACUUCAGCUUAACCCAUUACUUAACUGCCAUUAUUUAAUAACUGUCAACUUGUGCUUCUACUUCUGGGGCUUUAAUGUGUUAUUGGGCUAAAUAAACCUCAUCAAGAGAUCCAGAUGUUCAUCUCUGGAAUCUAUCGACUUGAACACAACAACAUUUAGUUAUUUCACAAUAAAGGUCCUGAGGAAAACAGUGCAAGAAUCUUAUUUCCUAUUGAUGGUCCUGAUGAACAGUGCAAGAAUCUUAUUUAACGUUUUCAAGGGUCCUUAUGAAAUCAGCUGUCCAUCCAGUUUUAAAUAAAACACAAAAGGUAGGAGGUGAUGGUCUUUAUUAGCAGGUUUUUUAUAACAGCUUAACUUAUUAUGGGACGUAAACAUACAAAUUAUUUCUCUAAUAAUGUCCAUAUGUCUUUCUCACGUCUUGCUUUAAAUGUUGGAGGAACAGAGUCUGUCAGAUCGGCCAAUCACGGUCUGACCACGCCCGCUGACAGUUAAACAAGAAGGCAGCAGAACCGGUUUGGACCGGCUCCCUCUGGACCGCCAACCGACAAGUGAGCUGGUGGGGAGGGCGGAGUCACUGGAACUUAAAUGUGAUUGGCAUUUGCGUGUAUCAGUCCUUGGCAUGGAGCAGG
This is a messenger RNA of Gadus chalcogrammus (walleye pollock), 2581 nucleotides long. RefSeq lists its product as uncharacterized. The transcript is spliced from 5 exons. Bases 415 to 1641 code for a protein of 408 amino acids. The record is from RefSeq and is a predicted model, not a curated record. Lineage: Eukaryota; Metazoa; Chordata; Actinopteri; Gadiformes; Gadidae.